CUAUUUACUCACACAACACAGCUUCUCCUUCUUUCUUUUGUUCUUCUUUCUUUGCCAAUUCCAAUUCAUUAUUUCUCGUGAAAAUUUUCAGACGCUGUGUUUUCCCGGAAUUUUUCAUUCUCCAUUCUCCGCUAAUCGAUUAGGAGAUCGAAACCAUCGUUUCAAUCUCGCCGGGAAUUCUUUUUCCUUUUCGUUUUUCUGCGAUUUUUUCGUAAGAGAAUAAUAAAUAAACCACUCAGUUUAUUUCGGUUUUUCAUUCUUUUGUUUGCUUCAUUGUUCGAUUUAAGGGUUUUUGCAUUAGGUUUAGGGAUUCGAAUUUCACGAUUCCAAGAGUUGCGUGGAUUGUGGUGGUGGUGAUUAUACCAUAUAUUGCUGAGAGGUUUUAGGGGGAUUCGAAUUGCGUGAGUCUUGACAACAUUGUUUCGAAAAUUGAAAUUAGGGUUUUCAGAUGAACGAAAAUAAUCGUUUCGAGUGGUUACAGCAAAUAUGAUAAUUAAGCGUACUAUUAUGAAAACUGAAACGGCGAAUUUAAAACGGUGUAAAUUGGAGGAGCUUGAUUUCGAAGGCCACGAAGGUUGUUCAGGGAUUCAGAAGAAGCGUAAGGUGAAUGCGUUUUACUCAUUGGGUGAUUCUGAACAUUUCAGUAGUGGUUCCGGUUCUUGGAGUAGUGAAGUUUCGCAUUGGAGUUCUGAUGGUGGUGGUGGUGAGGUUGAGUUCAAAUCAAAUUCUGCAUUUUUGAAUGGUAAUACGAUGAAUAAGAAAUGCUUGGUGGUGGCUCGGCCUCCGUUAUUGCGGUCGUCGCGCGGCCGCCUUCAGACGCUUCCGUCGAGGUUCAAUGACUCGGUGGUUCUUGAUACAUGGAAGAAGAAUCGAGGAAUGGAAACAGAUGAUGGAGAUUCCAGCUUUGAGGAUGAUAAGAGUUUUGUUGAGGAUGAUGACAAGGUUAAGAAGAGUGAUGUGAAUUAUUUGAAAACUUGUGAAGUGAAGGCUGAUGAAAUGGAGGGUGGUGAUUUAUCUAGUUUGGGUAGAAGGAUAGUGAAGACUGAGAGUAAUGCUUUUGGUUCUGGUCUUAGUUUUGAGGGUAUGGAGCAAAAGCCUAAUGAGAAUGUUGGAAAGAGAAAAGAGGUAUAUAGGCCAGAGGAUUUUGCUUUGGGUGAUAUUGUUUGGGCUAAAUGUGGGAAGAGAUUUCCAGUUUGGCCUGCCGUGGUGAUUGAUCCUUUCUUGGAGGCUCCUAAAUCUGUCUUGAGCUGUUGUGUUCCCAAUGCGCUUUGUGUGAUGUUUUUUGGUUAUUCGAAAAAUGGAACUCAAAGGGAUUAUGCGUGGGUGAAGCAGGGAAUGGUAUUCCCCUUCUCGGAGUUCAUGGACAGAUUUCAGGGGCAGACCCAGUUGUACAAGAGCAAACCUAGUGACUUUCGCAUGGCGCUGGAGGAGGCAAUGUUGGCAGAAGAUGGUAUUUUGGAAUCACUUUUGGGAGCGGAGGAAAUUGCUACUGUAAGCAAUCGUAGACUUGAAGAAGUCUUGGUUUCAAAUGUUGAUCAAGAAUAUUACUGCCAGGAUCAGGAUACUAAGUAUUGUGCUAGCUGUCAUUUGAUGUUGCCAUGCAAAAUUAUGAAGAAGGUUAAGGAUUCAAGUUAUGCACAUCAAUUUUAUUGCAAACAUUGUGCCAAGUUACAAAAAUCAAAACAAUAUUGUGGAAUUUGCAAAAAGGUUUGGCAUCAUUCAGAUGGUGGGAAUUGGGUAUGUUGUGAUGGUUGCAAUGUUUGGGUGCAUGCUGAGUGUGACGAAAUAUCUACCGAAUAUUUCAAGGAUCUAGAAAAUACCGAUUACUAUUGUCCAGAUUGCAAAGAACUAAUGAAUUGUAAAUUACGGGAAUCACUAACACACAAAUCAAAAAUCAAAUCAAUAGAUAAUAGCCAAAAAUCUAUGGUACCUGAGAAGGUGGCGGUGGUGUGCAAUGGCAUGGAAGGAAUUUACAUCCCGAAACUUCAUUUAAUUAUGUGCAAGUGUGACUCUUGUUGUUCAAGGAAGCAGACACCGAGUGAAUGGGAACGGCAUACUGGUAGCAGAGCCAAAAAAUGGAAAUAUAGUGUGAAAGUGAAAAGCACAAUGCUACCACUAGAAAAAUGGAUGAUGGAGCAUAUUCCACAAGAUGGAGUACCGUGGCACUUAGAUCAGCAGCAGGUGCUUGCCUUUUUGCAAGAGAAGUAUGAACCAGUUCUUGCAAAAUGGACGACAGAAAGGUGUGCUGUUUGUAGAUGGGUUGAAGAUUGGGAAGAUAACAAAAUUAUUAUCUGUAACAGGUGCCAAAUAGCAGUCCACCAAGAAUGCUAUGGUGCAAAUGAUAUUCAAGAUUUUACUUCUUGGGUUUGUAGAGUAUGUGAAACUCCUGAUGUUGAAAGAGAGUGUUGCCUUUGUCCAGUAAAAGGUGGUGCUCUAAAGCCAACUGAUGUCGAGAUGUUGUGGGUUCAUAUAACAUGCGCUUGGUUUCGACGUGAAGUUGCUUUCCAAAACCCUAAGGUCAUGGAACCUGCCCUCGGAAUUCUUAAAAUUCCUCCUAAUUCCUUUGUGAAGACUUGUGUAAUUUGUAAACAAAGCCAUGGUUCCUGUACAAGUUGUUGCAAGUGUGCUACUUAUUUUCAUGUAAUGUGCGCAUUAAGAGCUGGGUAUACCAUGGAAUUGCAUUCUAUGGAGAAGAAUGGGACUGAAAUAAUAAAGAAGCUAAUAUACUGCGCAGUUCAUAGAGUCCCAAAUCCAGAUUCUGUACUGGUUGCACAUACAUCCCUGGGGAUUUUCUCUCCCAGAGCAUCGAUUCAGAAUCACAAAGGAUGCUUUCGGGGAUCAAGGCUGGUUUCAUCAAAGAAUAUAGUUCUCAAUGAAUGUUCAACCACUGAAAAUGAUAUGGUUGAGCCAUUGUCUAGUGCCAGAUGUCGUGUGCACCGAAGGUCUCCUAAUAAGAGGGCUGAUGUGCCAGUUAUUCACUUGCUGAGGGGACCCAUCCUUCAUUCUCUAGGUGCAAUAACUCAAUUGAACAACUAUAAGGAUGCUGAAGAUUCUAAAGUAUUUACUUCUUUCAAGGAACGUCUUCACCAUUUGCAGAAAACAGAAAAGCUUAGAAUUUGCUUCGGAAAAUCGGGAAUUCAUGGAUGGGGUCUCUUUGCUCGAAGAGAUAUACAAGAAGGAGAUAUGGUUGUUGAGUAUCGUGGUGAGCAGGUAAGGCGUAGUGUUGCUGAUCUGAGGGAAGCAAAAUAUCGUUCAGAAGGCAAAGAUUGCUAUUUGUUCAAGGUCAGUGAGGAAGUAGUCAUCGAUGCAACACACAAGGGCAAUAUAGCACGUUUAAUAAACCACUCAAGACAUUGCAAUAGCAAAAAAGGAGAGGACACUGAUGUUCAACCUGACAUUUUUCAGUGCAUGCCAAACUGCUAUGCAAGGAUUAUGAGUUUUGGUGAUCAAGAGAGCCGGAUUGUUCUUAUUGCCAAAGCCAAUGUCUCUGCUGGUCAAGAACUAACGUAUGAUUACUUGUUCGAUCCAGAUGAGCGGGAGGAAUUGAAAGUUCCCUGCCUAUGCAAAGCACCCAAUUGUAGAAAAUUUAUGAACUAGGUUAAACAUUUUUUGUUCCUUGAGCAAAUAGCAGUCUUUAGGCAAUAGCAGUCACCUAAAUGUAGGUUAAACAUUUGUUCGUUGAGCUUUUUUCAAUUUUUUGUUCUUUUCAAUUCUUUAUCAGCUUAGUAUAAUUUGUAUAUCAUUUCUUAUUUGUUAUAUAUAAAAAAAAAUAGAAAACUUCUGAGCAAGGCAUUUUCAUUUUUGUAACUUAG
Cicer arietinum (chickpea) is the source of this 3812-nucleotide messenger RNA. Its product is annotated as histone-lysine N-methyltransferase ATX3-like. Gene Ontology annotation, biological process: regulation of transcription by RNA polymerase II. The record is from RefSeq and is a predicted model, not a curated record. NCBI's taxonomy places the organism in Eukaryota, Viridiplantae, Streptophyta, Magnoliopsida, Fabales, Fabaceae. Gene Ontology annotation, molecular function: protein binding.